UCUGCACCUGAAUACAGCAAAGAGGUAUUAUAAUAAAAUAAUUAUGCAAACAAUAAUUUGGUGACCUGGAACCACACUAUAACCAUUUAAAGUCUAACUACGUACUUACUAUUGUGCAUACACUAAAAUAGCAAUUUCUAAUAGGUGAAUGGCAGCUUGCAACACACCCUCAAAAUAAAUAGUGGCUAUGCUCGUACCGCUCUAAGGACGCUGCAGAUUUCUAAUAGGGCAGAACACAGAGGAGUUGUACAUAGACAAAAGCUGCAAACAGAUUUUCCCAAGCUGUUCGACCUAUCAAACUUUGACAGAUGGAAGACUUUCAGAAUUCGACAAAAACUAUGAGAAAAUAUGCUCAUUUUUUGUCAAAAAAUGGAACCCCUCUGUAAAACGUGUUGACUACACAAACACAUUUUCAGCUGACAAUUGGAAGGCUCUAGAAGACAGUGAGAAAGCAAAACACACAUUAACAAAGUGUGAAAUGUGCUACACAGAGCACGAGAGUCUACAAAAAUCUUUUUCUGGUAAACCACUGCACAUUCCCCCAAGCAUCUCUUUAAACCUACCCCCCAAACACUGAAGGGAGGCUUCACAAAAAGACAGGAGAAAGACUUUGGAAGGCAAGUUCUACAAGAUUUAGACACUGUUUGGCAGAAACGAUUUGGAGAAACUAUAAUAUCCUCAAUCCCCAAAAUACUACCUGAGGCCAAGCUGACCACAAAAAAUACGAACGGAGAAAAAAAGAAAAUUGAUCGACACAAAAAACGGACAAUUGUUAAAGAAAUUAACAGCCAUUAACAGCCAUUACGCACAAAAAACGACCAUGUCAGUUUUGGCAGAUCACUGUCUAGCUAUAACAGAAAAGAAUGGCACUGUCAUUUGAAACCCCACCUCAUCCAAAACGCCUGAAAUCGCAUUCCACAAAGGAAGAGAAUCUUUCAGUUCAAACAGAAAAAAUUCUUAAAGUGUUAGCCUGAAGAAACAAGGACGUGAAGCUGCACGAACCCUAGGGAUUUCCCAAUCAAAUGGAGCACUAAAAAACGGGUGCAACAUCGAUAGACUCGAACAAAACGAGAGCAACACUCUGUCUACACCCAAGUUUAGGCGUAGUAAAUCAAAGCUAUCAGGGGGAGAAAUUUCCAUACCAUGUCUACCAACAACUGAAAGCAUAUCUGCAGAAAAGAAAAAACUUAUCGAGUCAGGUACACUUUCACCAUGCACUCCCUACAAACUUACUAAAUCUGUAGUUACAAGUGAGGGUAAUAUUGAAAUCAAGGAAGUUGCAAUCUCUGGUCGCAAAAUACCCUUAAUCGAACUUCGACAACAACUGCCACGCGAAGUACAUGCGACUAACACCGAUGAGCCAUAUUGGGUAAAGAAGAAAUUGAACACUUCAUGAAUAAAGUGUUUAGAAUAAAUAAUUUUACAUGUACUUGCACAGAAUGUACUUGCACAGAGGCAGGAGCAGAACUAGGACCACUACUAGUACUACUUCUACAAGAGGUUGGAGAGGGAGAGGAAGAGGCAGAGCUAGGUCCACUACUUCUACAAGUGCUGCUCCUGGUUCCUGCCCUUGGACUCCCACCAUUCGAGACCAUCCACGAGUGGCUUUCACCCAAUCUGUUGGCCCACAGGAGUACCAGUAUCAGAUUCCCCCUUGGAGAUCUUUCUGCGGUUCUACACACCUGCAAUACUGCAAUACAUUGUUGAUGAGACAAAUCGGUAUGAUGAUGACCCCAUCUCAGCACCAAAAGUGGACACCUCUGACAGCUGCAGAGCUAAAGGCUCACAUGGGUUUCUGCAUGCUUAUGGGCAUAGUUCGACUACCGUCUAUUGAAGACUACUGGAAGAAAGAUACCCACUACCACUACUCACCCAUUGCCUCAAAAAUAUCACGAGAUCGUUUCCGAGAUAUUCGUCGCUACCUCCACUUCUGCGAUAACACCACUCUCCCAACUCCUGGCACACCCGGUAGCAAUCGCAUAGGUAAGGUACGUCCCCUCGUCAACAUGAUCACCGAGCGCUGUUCUGCGGCAUACAAGCUGGGCCGUGAUGUUGCCGUUGACGAGGCCAUGAUCAAAUUCCAAGGCAGAUCCUCACUGAAGCAGUACCUCCCCAACAAACCUGUGAAGAGAGGAAUCAAGGUGUGGGUGCUAGCAGACAGUCAAAACGGGUAUUUUUACAACAUGCAAGUAUAUACUGGGAGGGAACGCACAUAUCGAGUCGUUAGAGAUCUGUCAAAUUCUUUGAAGAACCUACACCAUCAUGUCUACUUUGACAAUUACUUCAAUUACUUCACAUCAGUCAAGCUCCUCGAAGAUCUGGAGGAAGACGGCAUAUACGCAUGUGGGACCGCUCGCUCUGACCGUAUUGGGUUGCCUCGUAUUUCUCUAAGGGGAGAAUACGAGAUACUCCAGAAGGACAAAGUCACCGGACAGCGUGAUGUCAACAGCAUCCAAUGCCACUGCCAUCACAUCGGGUCCAGCGAAGACUCAAGACAGGCGAGAGACUGGCCGUUCCAUGCCCACAGUGCGUAGAGGAUUAUAACUGCAUGAUGGGGGGAGUUGACAGCGGAGACCAGCAAAGGGGGUAUUUACGAAGUUUCAUAAAUUCUAUAUGUACAUCUACUCUUUCCUAAAGGACGUUUCUAUUACAAACAGUUAUAUACAUUACUCGCCCACCAAAACGCUGAAGUCAAUUGUAGCAUUCCGACAACAGCUGGCCAAAGAGCUCAUCGGAGACUACUGCUCCAAGAAGAGACUGAGCAUAUCACUUGCUGCUUCUCACAAGUCCCUGCCAUUGGCACACUUUCCGCUACACUACAAGGAUUUACAGAGAGGUCGCUGUCACCUAUGCAAGGCAAACAAACGGAGAAGAGACACAGCAUGGUUUUGUCAUCAGUGCCAAAAGUGGUUCUGCCACACAGGCAAUCCAACAACUGACUGUUUUAUGCUAUCGCACAAGAACAUUUAACUUUAUUUUAUAUAUAACCCUCACCUAACAUAACCUUCACCUAACAAUUAUGAGGCAUGAGUACUAGAAAUACAUGGGGGAAAAUUGAACAUCACAAGUCCACUAUGUACGUGUACACUAUACACUCUAAAAGACUCUAGCUAUUGCUCAAGUAUACUUUACACAAUCAGAAGCUAUCUAGGAAGGUGGAUAAGCAUAUUAGAUUAGCUCAAACAGUUUAUAAAGGCUAUAGUAGCUACAAGUACGAUCGCUAUACGCACAAAAACUUACCUCUGGAAUUGAUCCUUCCCUGUGGCCUUGGCUGGUUGACUGUUCAUUGGAAACCAGGAGAUCUUGACUGCUGUAGACUAGUUUGCUACGAAGUUGCCUAAAGAAAAGGGUUAUAGUUUCUAAGUUAUGCAUCUUUCUUUGCCAGAGGCGAAUGCUGAACAAAAAGAUAAAAUUGAAUAUCUAACCGUGUAGGCUACACGGGUCUGUAAACUUAUUCAGCAGUAUACUCUCCACAUACUGAGGCAUCUAGGUAGGUAUCUAAGCAUAGUACAUCAGCUAAGAAGGGCUUCACAAGCUACAAGUGUGAUCCUUAUACGCUUACCUCUAAAAUGAUCCUUCGCUG
Molecule: messenger RNA, 3583 nt
Organism: Halichondria panicea
Lineage: Eukaryota; Metazoa; Porifera; Demospongiae; Suberitida; Halichondriidae
Product: piggyBac transposable element-derived protein 4-like
Exons: 4
Coding region: 1425-2534 (369 amino acids)
Source: RefSeq, a predicted model, not a curated record